This is a messenger RNA of Amoebophrya sp. A120, 2306 nucleotides long. The record is from the annotation of a GenBank genome assembly. NCBI's taxonomy places the organism in Eukaryota, Dinophyceae, Syndiniales, Amoebophryaceae.
CCUGAUCAUGCACUAUCAACAAGUUUGAACUACAACUACAUAGAAAGCAAAACCCUGCACGAGAAGGAGCACGACAAGCAAAAAAGAGUGGUACUUCCGCGAGACAAGAAGAAGAUGGCGCCUCCUCCAGGCCUUCUCUUCAUCCGCGCCGGCUUGUUAUUGCUGGCCGCAAGAACUACGACCACCGGCGACGUCGGCCUCCUUUUAUUCGCCGUCGCAAAGCAAGACCAAGAUGCACUCCUUCCGAAGCACAGUUUUUCAAAGCCUCCCGUCUCCCCUUUCGGGAAGCAAAAUCCGUAUAACCACACGAUGACGUACCGUCCGUUAGGGAAGACCGGGCUCCGUGUUUCUACCCUGUCUUACGGUGCGUGGCUCACGUUUUCUUCCAACAGCAACCAGAUUGAGACGAUCGAGAAGGCGAAGGAAAUCCUGACCGCGUGCGUCAAAUCGGGGAUAAACUUUUUCGACAACGCGGAGUCCUACGGGAGUUUCCACGGGGAGUCCGAGUUGAUCAUGGGUGAAGCGUUGAGGCAAAUGACCGAGGAGGACGAGUUAGUCACCAGACAGGAGCUGGUUCUGACGACAAAACUGUUCAACGUUCGGGGCGACGGGAUAAACAACAAGGGGCUGUCGCGAAAGCACAUAUUGGAAGGCAUGCAGGGCUCGCUUAUGCAUUGCAAAAGUAACGUAAUAGUAGUUCUAGUUGUAGUAUAAAUUGCAUUACAAAUUUUCGCAAGAAGGAAAGUGGAAUCUGUAAUGCUGUUUUACCUUUGGAGGAAGAUUUGUCAUGCAUAUUUGCAAUUAGUACGAUACUUUUGCACAGCAUAUCGCUGCAGCGGCUGCAACUGAGCUACAUCGACGUGGUGUACGCGCACCGGUUUGAUUAUGGAAGCGUCAGGAUCGGAAUCGUCAAAGCUGAAAUGAUUUGCCAUGCAUAAAAUGCAUGACGCGAAAUACGUGCGUUGCAGAGCAGGCAAGUGAGGCCGAUUGUAAGCCUGGCGUUUGGGGUUAGUGUUAGAGCUCGAGCUGCAGAAGUAGCAUGAGAGAAUCAAUCUGCUGUACCUAAACAGCAUUACAAACUGGAUUUAGGCACAACCAAAAUUUGCCAUGCGGCACUUGGAAACUGGGGUCCAACUGGCAUCCAUUUUGUGCAUGACAACUUUGACGAUUUCAAACCUGACGCUUCCAUAUUGAUCCCACGACCCCACUGGAGGAGACUGUGAGGGCAUUCAACUACUUGCUCGACCACGGGAAAGCUUUGUACUGGGGCACAUCCGAGUGGACGAGCGAGCAGAUCCGGAACGCGGUGCGAAUAGCGGAGAAAUUAAACCUCGUCGGGCCGAUCGUCGAGCAGCCUCUGUACAAUUUGGUCAACCGUGAUCGAGUGGAGCUCGAAUACUUGCCGUUGUUGCAAAACAGCAAUAACGGAUUCGACGGGAUCGGGCUGGGGUUGACAACCUAUUCCCCCCUCGCCGAGGGGAUCCUGGCGGGCCGGUAUUUGAAGGCGAACGGAAAAGCGCCGGAAAAUUCGCGGGGCGUGUACAAGGACCGCUUGCUGGAGCGGAAGGAGGAGCUGGCGCUGGCGGAAAAGUAUUUUUGAUUCGCUUGGAUUUCUCACUCUUGUGCUUUCUUUCUUGCGAAUCUAAAUGUCAAUCACCGCGGUAGUUCAUCGGUACGCGUUGUACUCGAAGAUGCUUGUCUCUACUUUCUUCGUCAUUCUCAUAAUUUUCAACACAAUGAAAAUGAAUUAUAUCAGGCUCAACCCCCUUGCGGAGUCACUUGGCGUCACGCUCGCACAGCUCAUUCUUGCUUGGACCAUGCAAAACCCGUUUGUUUCGUCUGUUAUUAUGGGCGCCAGCCGCGUCGAGCAGGUCAGUGACAAUGUGAAAGCCGUGGAACUGGCACAGACGCUGUUUGCGCCAUUACCAUCAAGUACGAAGAGCAAGAAACCGAAAGUAGAGAAUUUGAAAGAGAAGAUCGAGGCCAUCGCAAAGGAGUUUGGCUUCUCUCUAGGCGUGGACAAAAUACAGGCGAUGGUUAAAGAUGCUUUUGUCUCCCAUCGGGGGGAGCUGCUGUGAAAAUGCAACUAGACAGGAGUUAGAGUUAGUCCGCAUGCUCUCGUGCGUGCUUGUGCACUGUAUGCCUAUGUGGUGGCUGUAAGAAGACCGACCUUGUAGGUCAUUGAUACAUGAUCAAGGGUAUGCGGUGAAGGAUUGUACGUAAAACUUAAUACAACUGCCGGAGAUCAUGCCAAUGCCUCCAUCAAGCGAGCCCAUAAAGAAAAUUGACGCGUCUUGGUCUUCUAC